CCCGGGGAAGGGGCCCAGGACCUGGACAGGGGGCUGCGGAAGAGGACCUACUCCUUGACCACACCUGCCCGGCAGCGGCCAGUGCCCCAGCCCUCCUCUGCCUCCCUGGAUGAGUACACACUCAUGCGGGCCAACUUCUCGGGCAGCUCGGGACGCCUCUGCCCAUCCUGCCCCGCGUCUUCCCCGAAGGGGGCCUACCACCCCUACCCCGAAGACUACGGGGACAUCGAAAUCGGGUCCCACCGGAGUUCCAGCAGCAACCUGGGGGCGGACGACGGCUACAUGCCCAUGACCCCUGGCGCAGCCCUCGUGGGCGGGGGCAGCUGCAGGAGUGACGACUAUCUGCCCAUGGGCCCCAGCAGCGUGUCCGCCCCCAAGCAGAUCCUGCAGCCUCGUGCUGCCCCUACAGCCUUGCCCCCCGCCGGAGCUGCGGGACCUGAUCCCGCAUCUGCAGCGGGCAGGGCCUUUCCGGUGCACGGGGGCGGCCAGAAGGCGGGCUCCCCGGCAGAGAGCUCCCCGGAGGACAGUGGCUACAUGCGCAUGUGGUGUGGCUCAAAGCUGUCGGUGGAGAACGCGGACGGCAAGCUUGCCAAUGGGGACUACCUCAAUAUGUCCCCCAGCGACGCGGGCACCUCCGGGACCCCGCCCGACUUCUUCCCGGCAGCCUUGCAUGGCGGGAGUGAGUCGCUCAGAGGGGCCCCCGGCUGCUGCUACAGCUCCCUGCCCCGCUCCUACAAGGCUCCCUACUGCGCGGAUGGCGACCAGUACGUGCUCAUGAGCUCCCCCGUGGGGCGGAUCCUGGAAGAACAGAGGCCGGAGCCGGCUGCCCCGGGGACCG
Messenger RNA from Tupaia belangeri chinensis (Chinese tree shrew), 838 nucleotides. RefSeq names its product insulin receptor substrate 2-like. Gene Ontology annotation, molecular function: insulin receptor binding; phosphatidylinositol 3-kinase binding. The transcript has a single exon. The record is from RefSeq and is a predicted model, not a curated record. The annotation marks the transcript as partial. Gene Ontology annotation, cellular component: plasma membrane; cytosol. Lineage: Eukaryota; Metazoa; Chordata; Mammalia; Scandentia; Tupaiidae. Gene Ontology annotation, biological process: insulin receptor signaling pathway.